GUAUCGCGUGGUGAUUUGCGUAAACGUCACUUCUCUCGAAGGCGGCCGUAACCUAAAAUAGAGAGCGAGUCGCAUUACGCUUAUUCACGCGACAGUCGACAGAGUUGUUUUCAGUGCUAGUGAAAGUUGUUGAAGAAAAGCGAAAAGAAUCGUCAAUGAACCGACCAUGACGGAAUGGUACCAAGCAAAGAUUCUACGUCUGUGCGAAUUGAACAAUGUCGAGGAAAAGAAGGACGUUUUAACGGACAUCAAGAUCAAAUUCGGCAGUUUGAACAACCGAGAUGCCGAACAGAUCGCCCGGGGCUUGGAUUACGAACCGCUUUAUUCGCAAUUAACCUCCAGUGACAGAGAAGUUAUAGAGCAAAUAUGUGACAUUCUGACUAUUCUGUUCAGCGUGCUAGAACCUGGGGAAAUUUAUCAAAGAUAUUUAGUCGAAGUAUCUACUUUGAUAACUAAUCCAAAUGCCAAUGUAAGGUUGCUUGUGCUACAUGAAUUUAUGCGCACAGCUUCACAUCCACAAAAGAUAUUCCAGUUGCUCGCAGAUACAACUCUUCUGAUUUCAAUAAUAAAUAGAAUUAGUGACAAUGAUUUAACAGUCGCUGAAUGUGCGAUGAAUAUAGUGAAAAAAGUUGGAAGGAAUCCAAAUGGCUUACACAUUCUGUAUAAGGGUGAACUUCUGAGAACAUUUGCUAGAUUAUUGCAGAAUGAUACUAUUAGCUUUCGCGUUUACGAAGUUAUAGUGGACAUUGCCAAGACGUCCAGAGAAGCUUUGGAAGUAUCUGCUCAAUCAGGCUUCUUGAACAGUUUAAUUAAUGUACUGGAGAAUGAAGACAUACUGCUUCAAUUAAACGCCUUGGAAAUAUUGACUCAAUUGGCGAUAUUCGAGGAGGGUCUCAGCUACCUGGAGCAGCAGGAAGUAUUGAGUAAGCUGGUUCAAAAGAUAGCGCAGGCCAAUGAAAAUCCUUUGUCAAAUCUUUUGAUUCCCGGUCUGAUGAAGUUCUUUGGUAAUGUAGCGCGUCAUUGGCCCAAUGAGUUGUUCUCCAAAUAUCCUAUGAUAAUUUCCGCGCUAUUCGAGGUAAUAGAUAGCGGGGAUCAGAACAUCCUUGGCUCCGCAUUGGACACCCUGGGAUUCGUGUCUGUGAGCGUCGAAGGCAAAUACGCAUUGCAAGCUCUAGGGGACGCGAUGCCUGGUGCUCUGAAGAAGAUCGGCGAGAUAGUGCAGAGGAUGCCGACCGCUUUGCGAAUUCGCGGCCUGAACAAUCUCGUCCUUAUACUCGAGGUCAAGAGAGACGAACAGGACAACAGAAUCUUGUCUCUGACGAAGAUGUGGUUCGAUUCCUUAUGUGAUGAUCCAUUGAGUAUGAUUGUAGGGAUAUGCAGACAACCGUUUGCUGAUAUCAGACAGGCCGGUCUGGAGGUUUUGGCGGUGAUCGCCUCUCAAGUAUGGGGACAAGAGUAUAUUUCUACUCAUCCGGGCCUGGUGGAGUUCCUAUUAGAUAGAAAUAUCGAAUCGUUCAAAGAGUGCAAGGAUGCUAAGUACGAAGUUGUGAAACGUUUGUCUCAGGCGGAGCGAGAUGUAUUCGAUGCGGAGACUAUACAGAAGUUCAAGCAAUUCGUUAAUGAAGGCCCGUACUUUGUCGAUAUCAAUACAGAAGUCGCGGUAGAAGGAGCUUUGUAAAGAGGAGGAAAGGGAGCAAAUCUUUGCAUUAUUACUUGAUAAAUAUUAAAGAUAUAUGUUAAUAUUAAAGAUAUAUGUUAAUAUUAAAAAUAUAUGUUAUAUCUUUAUAGAUACAUUAUUGUAACAUAAUACAUAAUGUAAACAACUUCUAUAAUAUGCGGCCUAUUUAUUCCUAUUUAUAUUUUUCAAAACAUUGAUUAUGAUUUGAAAAAUCAAGCUCUUGCAUUUAUUACAAAGCCGAUUUUACUUAUUAAAGUGUGUAUGCAUUUAUUCUUUUUCUCACAUAAUGAGAGAAACUCAUAUCAGAAUUUACAUAUAUUUAUCAUAUAUAUACAAAGAAAAAUAAUUUAUUUUACAUUUAGCGAUACACAGAAAAAUUCACACUUUAACAUAGUUUGAAACAAGAUGAAACAAGUGUUAAUACAAUGUGUAUAUGUAAUAACGUUUACAAUUAUUUUUUGUCAUCGUUUCACAGAUCUUUACAAAACUCAUACAUAAUAUGUGUAAAUACAUUUGUAUAAAUAACCGUACGAGGCGGUGUGUGCGUUAAAUAUAUGCUUUAGUCUCUCUAUAUUA
This is a messenger RNA of Nylanderia fulva, 2254 nucleotides long. RefSeq names its product 26S proteasome non-ATPase regulatory subunit 5. The record is from RefSeq and is a predicted model, not a curated record. Gene Ontology annotation, cellular component: cytosol. NCBI's taxonomy places the organism in Eukaryota, Metazoa, Arthropoda, Insecta, Hymenoptera, Formicidae. Gene Ontology annotation, biological process: proteasome assembly.